AUGUAGCUGUACAUGGAGCUCUUGCUGGGAAAAUCCGCUUGCUCCCCUCAAGGCGUCCAGCCUAGGAGAGCCGUCGCCGCCACCGGGGAGCUGCUUCAGCCACCGCGCAGAUCGGCCCGGGAGCCCAAGCCGCCGCCCCAGCGCGCCAAGGCGCUUCCAGGGCCCCACUUCCGCGCCCCCAGAGGAGAGGAUCUGAGAACAUGGAUGCACUGAGACCUCUCUGAAAACCCUCCGAGAGAGACUGAGAGGAGCGAGGACACGUUACUCGCAGCUAACACUCAUUCAAGGACCCAAACAACAACAGCUAAAAAAAAUUUUUCAUUAAAACAAUAAGCGCCCAAGAACCCAGAUCGGGCUGGUGGGGGAGGGGACGGGGCGGGAAGGGGAGGGUCGCACGGAGGUAGCUUUGCUGUGAGCAGCGGACCCCGCCGCCGCCCCGCAGAGCUGGGCCGCUCCUCCAGCCGCGGCUCGGACUCGCCCCCGGAUUCCAGGUUAGCCUCGGUGCCAGGAGCGCGGCCCGCGCGCAGAGGACCGGGGCUCCGUGCAGCAGCCUCGCGGCGGCUCGGACACCUUUGCAUGAGCACCAGAGGAUUCAGCCUCCGCGCAGCAGCAGCCCGGGAAACAGGAGCAGGCGCGCGGGCUGCAGAGCGAGGCGGGAACCGGCGGCGAAGGCGGCGGCAGGCAGGGGCGCACGGUGCCGGGACCAGCUCGCCGCGCCCCAUGGGGAGAGCGCCGAAGCAGGGCCCCGGGCGGAGGGCGCGGUGGGGCUGCGCGCACGCUGGGGCGCGUGGAGGGGCGCGGAGGGCGAAAUGAGUCUGGUAGGGGGCUUUCCCCACCACCCCGUGGUGCACCAUGAAGGCUAUCCGUUCGCCGCCGCCGCCGCUGCCGCCGCCGCUGCCGCCAGCCGUUGCAGCCACGAUGAGAACCCCUACUUCCACGGCUGGCUCAUCGGCCACCCCGAGAUGUCGCCCCCCGACUACAGCAUGGCCCUGUCCUACAGCCCCGAGUAUGCCAGCGGCGCCGCCGGCCUGGACCACUCCCAUUACGGGGGAGUGCCGCCCGGCGCCGGGCCCCCGGGCCUGGGGGGGCCGCGCCCGGUGAAGCGCCGAGGCACCGCCAACCGCAAGGAGCGGCGCAGGACUCAGAGCAUCAAUAGCGCCUUCGCCGAACUGCGCGAGUGCAUUCCCAACGUGCCCGCAGACACCAAACUCUCCAAAAUCAAGACGCUGCGCCUGGCCACCAGCUACAUCGCCUACCUCAUGGACCUGCUGGCCAAGGACGACCAGAACGGCGAGGCGGAGGCCUUCAAGGCGGAGAUCAAGAAAACAGACGUGAAAGAGGAAAAGCGGAAGAAGGAGCUGAAUGAAAUCUUGAAAAGCACAGUGAGCAGCAAUGACAAGAAAACCAAAGGCCGGACAGGCUGGCCACAGCACGUCUGGGCCCUGGAGCUCAAGCAGUGAAGAGGAGGAGGAGGAGGAGGAAAGAGCGAGUGGGCAGGGGCCAACGUGCCAGAUACAGACCCAGGACUCCCGGCAAGCCCUCAGCUCCGCUCUGAGGACUACUUCCCUUUGGAUCAUCCGGUUUAUUUAUGUGCAAUUUUCGUCCCCUUCUCUUUGCCCCCAUUUGAGGCAUCCAUUCCCCACCUCCCCUUCCAAAACAGUGGAUAUUUGAAGAAAAGCAUUCCAUAUUUUAAUAUGAAGAGGACACUCCCAUGUGGUAAGGGAUCCCUUCGACUGGUAGAGUCUGUGUGUGUGAAUGUUCCCUGUUGGCUGUGUAGACACCGCCGUUGUCCCUCCUCACCUAACCAGCCCCUCCCAGAUAAAGACAGCAGACACUAGUGCAUAUGUGAAGUGUAUCUUUAAUCCCUGGCCUUUGGAUAUAAAUAUUCCUGAUGAUUAUAAAAUUUUAUUUCAAAGCAGAAAACAGGGCCACUAACAUUUCCGUUGGGGUCGGUAACUAGUGCUGUCCUUUCAUAUGUGAUCAUUCCCUAUUCAAAGGUGUUUCCAACAGCUACUUGUUUUGUGCACUUCCGUCCUCUAAAACUAAGUGGAAUUUAAUUAAUAUUGAAGGUGUAAACAUUGUAAGUAUUCAAUAAACCACUGUGUGUUUUUUUUUACAAAAA
This is a messenger RNA of Chinchilla lanigera (long-tailed chinchilla), 2122 nucleotides long. It is a transcript of the gene Hand2, whose product is annotated as heart and neural crest derivatives expressed 2. Lineage: Eukaryota; Metazoa; Chordata; Mammalia; Rodentia; Chinchillidae. Gene Ontology annotation, molecular function: RNA polymerase II transcription regulatory region sequence-specific DNA binding; DNA-binding transcription factor activity, RNA polymerase II-specific; protein dimerization activity. The record is from RefSeq and is a predicted model, not a curated record. Gene Ontology annotation, biological process: heart development; regulation of transcription by RNA polymerase II.